AUUGGUGUGGUCGUUGCAACUUUUCUUUUCAACACUGGACGUAUUAUAAAAGCAGUGGACAUCUUUAACGAAUGUUUGGUGCUCCUUAACGGUAAAGCCCUAGAGACAAUCAAAGAACUUACCACACCACUGGUUAUCUUUGUAUACCAUAAACUUUUUCACGGCUAUACUCUUAUCUACGAUCACACCCGUGCAGUAGAAUGUGGUAAAAAGCUUCACGUGAUACUACACAAUAGUGGCCAAAAAGAAGAAGAAGGGAUCAUAUUACUUAAAAUAGCGAACAUCUACAAUCAAAGAAGCAAAUACGAGGAAGCAAAACAGUUUUACGAGAAGGCACUCGGCAUCAUGAUUCAGGCUGGAAACAAUCGCUUAGUUGGAACAUGUUACGGAAAUCUAGGAACUGUGUUUCAGUCUGUUGGUCAAUAUACCAAGGCUGAAGAAUACCUUCAAAAAGCACUAGUGAUCGAGAAAGAAAUCGGUGACAAAAGGGGAGAAGCAAGAGCUUACGGAAAUCUAGGAACUGUGUUUCUUUCUGUUUGUCAAUAUACCAAGGCUGAAGAAUACCUUCAUAAAGCACUAGUAAUCAGCAAAGAAAUUGGGGACAAAGAAGGAGAAGCUGCAGCUUGCGAAAGACUAGGAACUGUGUUUAAGUUUUUUGGUCAAUAUACCAAGGCUGAAGAAUACCUUCAAAAAGCACUAGUGAUCAGGAAAGAAACCGGUGACAAAGAUGGAGAAGCAACAGUUUACGGAAACCUAGGAGAUGUGUUUCUUUCUGUUUGUCAAUAUACCAAGGCUGAAGAAUACCUUCAAAAAGCACUAGUAAUCAACAAAGAAAUCGGUGACAAAGAGGGAGAAGCUGAAAAUUACGGAAAUCUAGGAAUUGUGUUUAAAUCUGUUGGUCAAUAUAACAAGGCUGAAGAAUACCUUCAUAAAGGACUAGUGAUCAACAAAGAAAUCGGUGACAAAAGGGGAGAAGCAACAACUUACGGAAAUCUAGGAACUGUGUUUCAGUCUGUUGGUCAAUAUACCAAGGCUGAAGAAUACCUUCAAAAAGCACUAGUGAUCAGGAAAGAAAUCGGUGACCAAGAAGGAGAAGCUGCAGAUUACGGAAAUCUAGGAACUGUUUCUUUCUGUUGGUCAAUAUACCAAGGCUGAAGAAUACCUUCAAAAAGCACUACUGAUCGAGAAAGAAAUCGGAGACAAACAAGGAGAAGCUGCAGAUUACGGAAAUCUAGGAACUGUUUUCCAAUCUGUAGGUCAAUAUACCAAGGCUGAAAAAUACCUUCAUAAAGCACUUGUGAUCAGGAAAGAAAUCGGUGACAAAAAAGGAGAAGCUGGAGAUUACGGAAAUCUGGGAACUGUGUUUCUUGCUGUUGGUCAAUAUACCAAGGCUGAAGAAUACCUUCAAAAAGCACUACUGAUCAGGAAAGAAAUCGGUGACAAAGAAGGAGAAGCUGCAGAUUACGGAAAUCUAGGAACUGUGUUUCAGUCUGUUGGUCAAUAUACCAAGGCUGAAGAAUACCUUCAAAAAGCACUAGUGAUCAAGAAAGAAAUCGGUGACAAAAGGGGAGAGGCAAGAGCUUACGGAAAUCUAGGAACUGUGUUUCUUUACGUUGGUCAAUAUACCAUGGCUGAAGAAUACCUUCAAAAAGCACUUGUGAUCAGAAAUGAAAUCGGUGACAAAGAAGGAGAAGCUGCAGAUUACGGAAAUCUAGGAACUGUGUUGUUUUCUGUUGGUCAAUAUUGCAAGGCUGAAGAAUACCUUCAAAAAGCACUACUGAUCAGAAAAAAAAUUUGA
Molecule: messenger RNA, 1798 nt
Organism: Porites evermanni
Lineage: Eukaryota; Metazoa; Cnidaria; Anthozoa; Scleractinia; Poritidae
Source: the annotation of a GenBank genome assembly